CCAACUCCACUUGCCAGCCAGCCUGAAUCUUCUCCUUCAGUUUUCACACGCAAAGUCCACACACAAAAAGAAAAAAAAAAAAAACUCACAGAGAACAUAAAAAUGGCACUGUCAAUCUUUCUCCAGGUCAACCCGAGUCCCUUGCCUCCUUCCCAAUUCAAUAAAUCCACCAUCCGACUCAAGAAAAUACUAACUCUCAACUCAAAUCCCGGAUUACCUAAAAUGUUACCCCAAGAAAAGCAAACACAAACGCCCAACGCAGUCUCAAUGCAAGGAGCUCUAUCAGGGGCGAUGAACUUGAUCCAAUCAGCACCUCCCACUUGGCAAUCUGCUCUUGUCAACAACGUCUUGAUAUUCAUUUUGGGUUCCCCAAUUCUUCUCUCUGGUCUUUCUCUCUCAGGAAUCUGCGCUGCUUUUCUUUUGGGGACUCUCACUUGGCGCGCUUUUGGUCCCUCUGGUUUCCUACUCGUGGCCUGUUACUUCGUUAUAGGUACUGCAGCUACAAAAGUGAAAAUGGCACAAAAGGAAGCCCAAGGAGUGGCUGAGAAGAGGAAGGGAAGAAGGGGACCAGGCAGUGUGAUUGGCUCCAGUGCUGCUGGCUGUGUUUGUGCUUUUCUCUCCAUAUAUGGAGUUGGAGGAGAAGCAUUUUCUCGGCUUUGGGAACUUGGUUUUGUUGCUAGUUUCUGUACUAAGCUAAGUGAUACCGUCUCAAGUGAGAUAGGAAAGGCAUAUGGCAAAAUUACGUACCUUGUUACAACAUUUAAGAUAGUUCCAAGGGGAACAGAAGGGGCUGUAAGUGUUGAGGGAACAUUAGCUGGGUUGUUGGCGUCAAUUCUUCUUGCCUCGAUUGGUUUUUUCCUGGGUGAGAUACAUAUACCUGAAGCAGUUAUCUGCGUGAUAGCUUCCCAGAUAGCUAAUGUUGGAGAGAGCAUAAUAGGUGCAACAUUUCAAGAGAAGGAAGGAUUUCGAUGGCUUAACAAUGAUGUUGUCAAUGUCCUGAACAUAUCUAUAGGAAGCAUUUUGGCAGUCCUUAUGCAGCAACUACUCCAAAACUUGCAUAAAUAAAAUCCAGGGCCUCAGAUGUGUCAAACAUUCACUCAUCUGCAUUAACAUUAUCAAGCAGGAUAUACAUUUCAUCACUGGAGAAGGAACUAUGAGGGCAUGGCAAGGCAUUCUAACUUGUCUCUGUUCUAGCAGUGGUACCCUCUGCACGGUUAUGCUCAUAAAAUGAUGUGCUGCCAGCAACAGAUUAUGACAGAUAAAUGGAUAUCAUUCCUCUUGUAAAUUGAAGAUUUCAGUUUUUCUCCACUCUACUCGUGACAUCUAAAGGAUCUUCUGUAAGUAAUUUAUUUCUGGAUGACUUACCCUGUACACUUCUAUGGUGCGAGAUACUAAAACUCAACCAUUACGUGUAUCAUUCAUAGUUGCUGACAUGAUAACUUCGGGUCAAACUAGAUGAGGAGAAUCAUCCAAUAAAGUGCAUUUUACAAAUUAA
Molecule: messenger RNA, 1495 nt
Organism: Ricinus communis (castor bean)
Lineage: Eukaryota; Viridiplantae; Streptophyta; Magnoliopsida; Malpighiales; Euphorbiaceae
Product: protein VTE6, chloroplastic
Exons: 5
Coding region: 103-1065 (320 amino acids)
Cellular component (GO): chloroplast inner membrane
Source: RefSeq, a predicted model, not a curated record